GCCGGAGGGAGGCGGAGGCGCCGGGGGCCGACUGCUGAAGCGUCUCCAUGUGACAGUGAGCGGGGUCGUAACUCCUGGCGCCGCCCGACUCUGGUUCUUGAACCAAAGCACUUGUCCCGGCGCCAGCAGGCAACAACAGGCUAGGACGUUUGGUGUCUGGCCGUGCCGCCGGAGGGAUUGCCUCGGCGGGGUCAGGUGCCUGAGGGACCCUGCGGAGACCCCGGAGUCUCCCGAGAGAGGCGGAGCGGGGAUUUCUGUCAGCACCGGCAUCCCAGAGCGCGGAGACAUGAACGGCUUCACGCCUGAGGAGAUGAGCCGCGGCGGGGACGCGGCCGCCGCAGUGGCCGCCGUGGUCGCUGCCGCCGCGGCUGCCGCCGCUUCGGCGGGGAACGGGGCAGGGGCCGGCGCCGGGGCUGAGGUGCCCGGGGCCGGGGCCGUCUCUGCAGCCGGGCCCCCGGGAGCGGCCGGGCCCGGCCCCGGACAGCUGUGCUGUCUGCGGGAGGACGGUGAGCGGUGUGGCCGGGCGGCUGGCAACGCCAGCUUCAGCAAGAGGAUCCAAAAGAGCAUCUCCCAGAAGAAGGUGAAAAUCGAGCUGGAUAAGAGCGCAAGGCAUCUUUACAUUUGUGAUUAUCAUAAAAACUUAAUUCAGAGUGUUCGAAACAGAAGAAAGAGAAAAGGGAGUGAUGAUGAUGGAGGAGAUUCACCUGUUCAAGAUAUUGAUACUCCAGAGGUUGAUUUAUACCAAUUACAAGUCAAUACACUUCGGAGAUACAAAAGACACUUCAAACUAUCAACCAGACCAGGACUUAAUAAAGCACAACUUGUUGAGAUAGUUGGUUGCCACUUUAGGUCUAUUCCAGUGAAUGAAAAGGACACCUUAACAUAUUUCAUCUACUCAGUGAAGAAUGACAAGAACAAAUCAGAUCUCAAGGUUGAUAGUAGUGUUCACUAGAAGAGAUGGAAUUGAGACUGAGACUUGGAUGUUCUGAUGUUAAGACUGUUUACUGUUUUUUCACAUGUAGAAAUGUUCCUUGUGUAUUUUUUUACAGAGGAUUUUCUCUGGUUUUAUUUUCUUUGUUUCUGACUCUUAAUAAAUUAGUUGGAAACUCGUGUAAAAUGAGCUUUCCUAGAUUGAAAAAUAUUUUAAAUAAAGGUGAUUACUAUUAUA
This is a messenger RNA of Callorhinus ursinus (northern fur seal), 1168 nucleotides long. RefSeq names its product Sin3A associated protein 30 (gene SAP30). Lineage: Eukaryota; Metazoa; Chordata; Mammalia; Carnivora; Otariidae. The record is from RefSeq and is a predicted model, not a curated record. Gene Ontology annotation, biological process: regulation of DNA-templated transcription. Gene Ontology annotation, cellular component: histone deacetylase complex. Gene Ontology annotation, molecular function: protein binding; transcription coregulator activity.